Tachysurus fulvidraco (yellow catfish) is the source of this 5086-nucleotide messenger RNA. RefSeq names its product stromal interaction molecule 1a (gene stim1a). Bases 485 to 2788 code for a protein of 767 amino acids. Gene Ontology annotation, biological process: intracellular calcium ion homeostasis; store-operated calcium entry; activation of store-operated calcium channel activity. Gene Ontology annotation, molecular function: protein binding; calcium channel regulator activity; calcium ion binding. Gene Ontology annotation, cellular component: endoplasmic reticulum; plasma membrane. The transcript has 13 exons. Lineage: Eukaryota; Metazoa; Chordata; Actinopteri; Siluriformes; Bagridae. The record is from RefSeq and is a predicted model, not a curated record.
CCUGUCUGCGGUCUUUCAAAAAAGCGUGUGCUAGUGAGGAAGCGGGGGCGAGUGUGAGGGGAAAAUCGGACAGACACACAGCCUGUCCUUAAGUGCACGCUAAAUUCGGACUUAAUAAGACCAAGCGCACACGUUUGUUUUUAUAAUUUGUUGUAUUUAACCGGAUACAUCGCUCCUUUCUCUGUCCCCAGUGUUGUCUCCUGCUGUGCUGAUCCAUUACAAUGCAGCUCGAGCUGAACGCACUGCAUUGAGCUGAGACCUUCUGAUCUUAUCUCUUAUUCCUGAAUUAAACAAACACAAGGACCGGGUUUUAUUGAGUGUAACAAGCAGCCACGCUGUCAGCUGUUUCUUCAUCGUCUCAAUGGAGAGCUGCGGUCGGGAUUCUCCUGGGAACUGGAAUAGGACAUAAACGAUCCUGUGGGGUUUUUAUAUCAUCUCCAAAUAAAAGUCGACGCAAAUCUCAGAUCGAGCCAGAAGUCUUGCUAUGGAUUUCAGCAAACUGGCAGCUUUGUGGAUCAUCUGUUUAUGCUUGCUCUGGGACUGUCGAGCCGACAAGCUCAUUCAAGCCAGUACAGAGCCCCAACUACUUGACAACGAACUGUGCCGCAUCGAUGAGCCCCUGUGCCAAGACGAAAACGCUAUCCUCAGUUUCGAGGCCAUCCGGAGCAUUCACAAGCAGAUGGACGACGACGCUAACGGGAACGUGGACGUCGCGGAGACAGAUGGGUUUUUGAGAGAGGACCUGAACUACCACGACCCCAAAGCCAAGCACAACACUUUUCAUGGCGAUGAUCAGUUUAUCAGUGUGGAGGAUCUGUGGAAUGCAUGGAAGAGCUCAAAAGUGUAUAACUGGACGGUUGAUGAAGUGGUGGAUUGGCUGGAAAACUAUGUGGAGCUCCAACAGUACGUGGAGGCUUUCCGCAAAAUGAACAUCAACGGAACGUCCAUGCCUCGUCUGGCUGUGAAGAACUCCACUCUCACUGUGACCGUGCUGAAGAUCCUGGACCGCAGUCACACUCAGAAACUUCAGCUAAAGGCCUUGGACACUGUUUUAUUUGGAGCCCCAAUGAUGAACAGCCACAACCAUUUAAAGGACUUCAUGCUGGUGGUGUCGAUAGUUAUCGGUAUGGGUGGAUGCUGGUUUGCGUAUAUCCAAAACCGCUACUCCAAAGACCACAUGAGGAAGAUGAUGCAAGACCUGGAAGGUUUACAGAGGGCUGAGCAGAGCCUUCAUGACCUCCAGCAAAAGCUGCGAAUCGCCCAGGAGGAGCACCGCACGGUGGAGGUGGAGAAGGUAAACCUGGAGCAGAAACUCAGGGACGAGAUCAAUUCUGCCAAGCAGGAGGCUCAGCGGCUGCGGGAGCUUCGGGAGGGAACGGUGAACGAGCUCAGCAGGCAGAAAUAUGCAGAGGAAGAGCUGGAACAGGUACGCAUGGCCCUGAAGAAGGCUGAGAAAGAGCUGGAGUCGCGCAGCAGCUGGUCUCCGCCUGAAGCUCUGCAGAAAUGGCUGCAGCUCACACACGAGGUGGAGGUGCAGUACUACAACAUCAAGAAGCAGAACGCCGAGAAACAGCUGCUAGUCGCCAAAGAGGGGGCAGAGAAGAUCAAAAAGAAGAGGAACACGCUGUUCGGGACGUUUCACGUGGCACACAGCUCCUCACUAGAUGAUGUGGACCACAAAAUCCUGGCAGCCAAGCAGGCCCUAGCAGAGGUAACAGCUGCCCUGCGAGAGCGUCUACACCGAUGGCAUCAGAUCGAGAUGCUGGCAGGUUUCACAGUAGUGAAUAAUCCCGGUCUGCCCUCUUUAGCCUCCGCCCUCAACCUGGACCCCAGCUUCAUGGGAGGUCGUGCUACGCCGCAAACCAUUAUGAUGUCCGAAGACAUGGACGACAUGGACGAGGACAUCGUGGCGCCUGGACCUCUGCAAUCUCCCAGUAUGAUGUCUCUUCGCCAAAGGCACAUUGACCCGCAGCUGGCCUUGGGCUCUCAGAGGUUGGUAGAGAGCAGCCACGCGGCCGGAGGGCAUCAGGGGGAGGGCAGUUCAUACCCACCAUCCUGGCCCAGGCCGAACCUGCGCCAGUCUCACGGGCAGGUUGACAAGCUGGGCCUCUCUGUCUCGCACCCCUCCAUUUUCUGCGCCUCGUCUCCGCCCUACUCCUCGCCCUUCUCUUCCUCAUCCUUCUCAUCUUCUGCUCCUCAUUCCUCCUUCUAUCAUUCAUCUUUCCAGCCAAUGGACCCCAUUCCAGAUUCGCCCCCUUGCCGCAGUAGAAGCUUUGGGGAUUUGAAUCGCUCUGAUUCAGACUCGUCCCUGUCCGUAUCUCAGACCAGCGAACAGCUGCGCCUGUCGUUGAGCUCCAAGACUCUUCCCAUGAAGCCAACGUCUCUCCUCCAUGGUUCCUUCUCGCGCUCUGAGGAUUCGGCUCCUUUCCACACCCCCAAUGGAGGGAACCGUGCCGUCGACUUGGGCGGAUCUCCCGACGCAACCCCAGACAGCCCCAUCCUGAUGAAAAAGAUCUAUGGCAUGGGGAAGUCAGCCAGUAUGAGCGAGAUCCACGGCUCCAUUUCGGAAUCUUCGCGCUCCUUAAGCCCGAACUCGACCGAGCCAGACAUGGCGUCUCCCACAGCGCUCUCCGGGAUAGCGGCGAUGAAGAGCGGGAACCGCAUCUCUCAGAUCCCAUUGAAGAAAAGCCCACUGGAGGAAGACAGCUGCUCCACUGGUGAAGACACCGACUCCACAAGCCGCAAGAAACACACUCCGUUCAAGAUCUUCAAGAAGCAAAAGAAGUAAUGAGGGUUUGGUUACAGACUGCUCAGAAAAAAAUGCAUCUGUUCUCCGUUAUCACAAUGGAUGUCCCGAUUGUUUAUGUAGUGGCACACAUACAUGCUUUGGCGAGGAUUUUGUAGGUACUUCUCACAGGGGACUUCAGGAGUUUUUAUUCCUCUCCUUCUUAGUCACUGUUUUUUUGUUUGUUUGUUUUUUCUUCUUCAGAGGAUUUAACUCCGGGAUGUCGGCAGGACGUGGGAAUGUAAAGUUAUUUAUUCUACAACAGGCAGUGCCACAUUGUUUCUCCCUGGCUGUUUUCCUCGUACACUUCUGAUCGGCUUGCAUGUCUUGGCUGAAAUUUCCGAAUGCUCUUAAAUGUUUGCUUGGUUCUUGUUUCCUGCCGCUUGAACACAAAUUAUCAGGUGUUCUGUUUCUGUUCUGUUUAGUGCUUCGUCCUGGGAAAUUAAUUAACGGAGCGUGUGUCUGCGUGUGUCUGUGUGCGUGCGUGCGUGCGUGUGUGUGUGUGUGUGUGUGUGUGUUCAGUGCUAAUCAAAGGCCAGGGGAGCAAAAAAAAAGUAAACAAAAUAAGUAAAGGGCUGAAUCAUAUUUGCGAAAUCCUCCUUAAUUCUGUUGCAAAACUGCUAAACGAAGGUCGUAGUCGUAGAUGGUUUGCAGUCGUGGAGUCGAGACGGAUAACAAAAGUGUAAAUGGUCUCCGAUCAUUCCAGCUCGUCAUAAAGGACCACACAUUUAGAUUGUGAUCAAAUGCACCAUGACUCGUCAUUUUCUCCUCCGUAAUUGGAGGUUUUGGAUUAUUAUUAUUAUUAUUAUUAUUAUUGACGGUCUAAACGGAUGUUGAAUCCAUGCCUUGUAGACUAGCCUGAAAUCUAUCCCCAAAGUGUCUUGUACUUUGACAGCAGCCACCUAACGGCAAAGAAGCUAACUUUAGUUUAAAAAAAACAACUAUUGUCUAUUAGAUUUCCACUUAUCCAACAACCAAACAUUUGGUAGCACUUUGGUUAGGAACUUAUAAGGUGUUCAUAAGACUGUGUAGAGCCUACGUAAGGCCUGAGACAACCGAGGUCUGAGGUCAUGGAGAUGAUUAUCGGCUGUUAUAAAGUGACAUGAUGAUGAUAAAUCUGACACAAUUAGAGAUUGGAUACAAGGUUAUGAAGUUGCCACGAAACAUCGACUGUUGUAGCAUUGACACGAGUCCGUUUCAUAAUGAGUCCAUUUCAUAAUGAGUCCAUUUCAUAUCAAAUGACAAACAAUUCAUUUAGAUUCAUCUUGACAUAAACCCGUUAGGUCAUUUGUAAUAUGCUCAUGUUGCUGUGUUAAGUGUGGUUAAGUGAAACUCACCUCUGCUUCGAUGUUUAUGGAGAGGAAAAACACGACUGCUUUUUUAAUAUUUAUAAUUUCUUUCUUUUAACUACGGUUUUGACCUUUUGACAUCACUGUCAGUUGUUAUAACAGUCGAAUGUCAGUCGCGAUGUCUGUCCAGUUCACUCAUGACUCAAAAUGCGCUUAAAGGUUAAAUCACUUGUUAUGAAGGGCUUAUGUAGGUUUUAUAUAUCUCUAUGAACAUCCUUAUGUGAAGUGAGCCCAAAUGUUUGUUUACUGAAAAAUUUGCUGAUGCGGUUUUUUUUUUUAAGUGUUAAGUUUUCCUUAGAGGCAACUUCAGGAAGGAAAUGAUUUUGAUGCUCAGCACAGUUUUUGACACUGAGAACAUCACUAUAUUUUUACCAACCACUGUAGUGUUAAAGUACACCAAACCAAAGCAAGCGCUGCAGGAAAACACCAUACUCCAGCUCCUCAGAUGUGGAAUUCUUGGUGGAUUUAUGUUCUUUUUAUUUUAUGUUUAAUGUGAAAGAUGGUACAGAUGAAUAAAGUCUACAAUAAUGUGUAUCAGUCUAAAACAGGAAUGUGUUCCUGAGCAAAAGGGUUCAUGCAUCGUUUGUACCUCUUUGCACAAAGAAUCUGUAAAAUGACUUUUUGGUGACUGUGUGUGUGUGUGUGUGUGUGUGUGUGUGUGUGUGUGUGUGUGUGUGUGUGUGCGCGCGCCAUUUCAGUUAACAGCACCACAUCUCUGAUGCAUGUUACGUACCUGCUGCAAUACGGUCCACAGACACAAGGAGCUUUUCAGACGAUUUCCUACUUUAAUGGCCCCCUUUUGAGCUUCGAUUUAUGAUUCUAUACAUUUGUACAUAAAGAGAAGGGGGGGAGGGAAUAUUUUGCAUCAUCUGUAGUGUUUGAGGACUGUAGUCCAGGUCUUGGGAAUUUUUUGGCACUCAUGCAUGAAAGCAAUAAACGGUUUUAAAGAAAA